AUAUUCUCUGUGUUAUACUAUUUAUGUGCAGUAGUGUAUAUAAGAUGGAUUAGAAUAUACUAAAUAUACAGAUCAUAUGCACAUAUAUAUAUAUAUACGUGCGUGUGUGUUUGGGAAAUCCAGACGGCUAUUUCUUCGUCAUGGUCACGGGUAUCUCGCUUGAACAGAGACGAGAUUGAAUUCACGAGAAAACAUGCGAUGACGCCCGUGUCCGAGGGGCCCGGCCUCAAAGAUCCCCUGAUCCCAGUUCUUCUUCAAAACCCUCUGAGCUUCAUCUCUCUCUCUCUCUCUCAAUCUCUCUCUCUAUCUCUCUGUGUCUGGCUCUCUGACAUCUUCUGUAGCUUUUGGGUUCUCGAUCAGCUUCGAAGAAGCAAGUCUUAUGGGUUGCGCAGGCUCCCGACCCAAAACAGAUGGGCAAAGGGAGAGAUCACUAAGGAGGCCGAAAUCGUGGAAGCAUCCUUCGCCAAUAUCCAAAGCAGAACUCGUCCAGAUGCGGGAGGAGUUUUGGGACACCGCUCCUCACUACGGCGGCAAGAAAGAGAUCUGGGAUGCGCUAAGGGCGGCUGCGGAAGCAGAUGCUUGCCUCGCCCAAGCCAUCGUCGAGAGCGCCGGCGUAAUCGUACACAACACCGAUCUCUCCAUCUGUUACGACCAGAAAGGUGCAAAGUACGAACUGCCCAAAUACGUUCUGAGUGAACCAUCGAAUCUCAUCGGCCGAAGCUAAGAACAAAGCUCUACUCAUUCAGCAACGUCGUUCGAUCGACCGAGACAGAUGAAAAUGUUGGAUAAGGAUUUUUGUCUCUACGUACGUACGUGCCAAUAACAAAUAUCAAUGAUCCUAUAUAUAUAUAUAUAUAUAUAUAUCCUAUAUAAACCGUGAACAUAUAUAUAAUGAUAAACAAAAGCCAAUUAUGUAUGUGAAAAGUUGUGUGUUAUAUUCAACAUAAAAAAAAGUUUGUGUUUUA
Messenger RNA from Tarenaya hassleriana, 965 nucleotides. Its product is annotated as ubiquitin domain-containing protein 1. The transcript has 4 exons. The coding region runs from base 380 to 724 and encodes 114 amino acids. Lineage: Eukaryota; Viridiplantae; Streptophyta; Magnoliopsida; Brassicales; Cleomaceae. The record is from RefSeq and is a predicted model, not a curated record.